AUGAGUUUUAUUGCUCUAUUCAAAAAUUGUUUAGAAUAUUUUAAAGUCAAGUUUUAAAAGAAUUAUAUUCCAGCCCAAACUCCUAAAAUAUUUGAUUAAAAAAAGGUAUUAGUUUUAGAUUUGGAUGAAACUCUUGUUCAUUGUGAAUUCAAAGAAAAUGAAAACUUUUAAAAUGAAGUUUUGCUUGAAGUUAUUCAUUAAGGACAAUAAUAUAAAGUAUAUUUAAAAACUCGUCCUUAUUUAAAUCAAUUUUUAUUCGAAGCAAGCAAAGAUUAUGAAAUAUUUAUUUUUACAGCAGGUUAUGAAGCUUAUUGUUAAGAAGUCUUAAAUUUUAUAGAUAAAAAAAAACUAAUAAGUGAUUAUUAUGCAAGAGGAAGCUGUUAAUUCAUUGAUGGAAUUUGUUAUAAAGAUUUAUUAUUACUAGAUAGGCCUUUAGAAGAUAUAAUAUUCAUUGAUGUAAAUAAAAAACAAUAAUUAGAAUAAUCCAAAUGCUUUUAUAAAGUAUAAGAAUAAUGGGUUAUUGAUUCCAUCAUUUUUAGAUUCUGAUGAUGAUGACUGUCUUUUAAGAUUAAUUCCAUUUUUAAAAUAUAUGGCUAAGAAAAAAGAUGUAAGGCCUGUUGAAUAGCAUUUAAAAAACUAUGAAGAUAGUAAUGGUACUGUUGUUUUCAGUGAAACUUAAAAGUCAAUACAAUUAAAUUAAGAAGAACCAGAUGAGGAUACUUUAAGUGAAGGAAAGGUUGUUAAAAAAGAAUAAGAUAUUACAGAUUUAGAUAUCAAACAUAAAAAAACCCAAACUCAAUUAGAAACUAUUGGAAAAAUAAAAAGCAAAUUAAGAAGUGUAACUUUAUUUUAAAGUGCACAAAUUAAAUGA
Paramecium sonneborni is the source of this 871-nucleotide messenger RNA. The record is from the annotation of a GenBank genome assembly. NCBI's taxonomy places the organism in Eukaryota, Ciliophora, Oligohymenophorea, Peniculida, Parameciidae.